AUGUGGCAUCAACCAACGACGGCAACACUGUCGGGUUGGGCUACACCACACACCAUGGUGUUUACAUUUAGCAGCUGAUCGUCGGCACACUUCGUCAGAUUGUAAUGGCUGAUGUUUAUACCAAUCCAGAGAAGCAUGUGGUACUUCACAACAAUGUUAAAUUGCCUGUUCUUGGCUUAGGUACAUCUCAUAAUGGUGGAUACAGCCAUGAAGCUGUGGUUUAUGCUCUGAAAAAUUGUGGUUAUAGACACAUUGACACCGCUAAACGAUACGGCUGUGAAACAUAUAUCGCCCAGGCAAUUAAGGCAUCAGGGGUACCACGGGAGGAAAUCUUUUUAGCAACGAAAUGUUGGCCAGCGGACUAUGGCGCUGCCACCACCAGAGAAGCCUUUAACGGCUCCUGUCAAAGACUAGGAACAGAUUACCUCGAUAUGUACCUCCUUCACUGGCCAGAUGUCCCAUCAGGUGUAAAGGACAAAAAGAAACUCUUACAGGACACAUGGCGGACGCUGGAGGUGUUACUUGACGAAGAGCGAGCAAGAGUCAUUGGUGUGAGUAACUUCUUGGAGCAUCACCUGGAAACAAUCAUGGAUGAGUGUUCUGUUGUUCCUCAAGUCAAUCAGUGUGAGUUUCAUCCAUACAACAACCCUAAAAAACUCCGUGCCUAUUGUGCAGAGAGGAACAUACAGUUUGAGGGCUAUUCUCCACUUGCUAAAGGCUUGGCCUUAAAGAACACUACAGUGAAGAGCAUUGCUGAGGAUUGUGGGAAAACGACGAGCCAGAUUCUUAUCCGCUGGAACUUGGACAAAAAGAUUCCUGCUAUCCCAAAAUCAACUAGAGUAGAGCGAGUGUUGGAAAAUUCUCAGGGAUACUGUCCACUAGGCAAUGGCCAAAUUCUUAAUGAACCCCAAAUUCAAGAGAUUGCCGAUGUGCACAACAAAUCCCCCGCCCAGGUCCUCAUUCGUUGGAAUCUUCAGAGGAGAGUUGUGUGUAUUCCAAAGUCCACCAAGGAGCACAGGGUCAAAGAGAAUGCUGAGGUGUUUAAUUUCGUUCUCACGGAUGAAAACAUGGCAAGAUUGGACAAUAUGGCACAAAAUUUAACCAUCAUGGAUCCCAGUUCUAUACAAGCUAAGAUUGACAACCCCUUACCUGAUGGAUACAAGCUCAACAUUAUCAAUGUACCAGCAGAACCAUGAAGCAUAACUUGAAAGGUACCAGGUGUUAUUAUACCUUUUGUCUUUAUGAAUGCAAUUGCUGAUCUCUGCUUUGGCUUGUCUGACAGUAGACUGAACUGUGUCUUCCAGAAGAUUCGGCUUCAUGUUGGAAGUCAGGGUUCAGCCUAGUUUGUGGUAUUUGAGAAUGAAGUUUGGAUAUGCUAUAGUUAGGUGACAAGGAGAAUACAAGCAGUGGAGUUGCUUGCAAACAUUGAGUCUUGAAGAGAGUGCACUGAAUGAGGUUUGAGGCUUUAAGAUGAAGUUACAUAAAAUAGAAAGGAGAAAUUAAAAAGAAAUAGUUGGAGUGUAGGUCACUUGGGUAUGUGUAGAUGAUGGUUGAAAAAGAGAAACAUAAAUCGAGUAUAGAAUAGUGGGGUGAUAGCAAUUGAGAUCAACUGGGAAAGGUAAAAUAAAGGAGUAAUGAAACAAUGUGGUGUUAUACAUGGACAGGAGUGCACAAAGGAGACUGAACCUGUCAUUUGGGUUAUAGGAGACAAUGGUAUAGAUUUAACUUUUGCAGGACACACGCAUAUUAAUUUUAUAAUCUGCCCCUCAUCCUCAAAUUCUGUUUUGUACUGUCCUUCAAUUACUGCUAUUAUCUCAUUCUAUUCUAUUUCUUGUUAGUUCAAUUUAUUUUUUCUAUUAUAAUCACUUUUUAAUUUGUGUUUUGUCUUCAAUUGUAUUAUGGAUAAAACAAUGCUCAUUACAUUACACAUUCUUCUUCCAGCUGCCAGUUGAGACUGCUUUACUUAGUGAAUGGCAGAUCAACCACUAGAAAUUUUCAACAAUUUUUUUUUGCAUUUUUGUUUUGUCUUUAGAACUGGAAGAGACGUAGUGAUAGUAACUGAAGUGUUUUUGAACGAUACCGCAUAUUUUUCCCUUCAAUGGAUACUCAAAAGGUAACAUAAUGUAAAUGGAUAGAAAUACCUGUACAGGUACAGUAUUAUCUGCACAGAAAUUGAAGUUGAAGCAUGUACUGUACUUGGAGCCAGAAAGCAUUACAGUAGAUUAUAGAAUGACAUUGUCAGCAGAUUCUGCCAUAUCAAGACUACUUUAUAGGGAAGUUGAUGGUUUGUAUGGAAAUGAUUUAAGAAUUUUACAUUAAUUUCAUAAAAUGUAAGGGCAUUCUUAUUAAAAAUAGACGAGUGA
Molecule: messenger RNA, 2363 nt
Organism: Homarus americanus (American lobster)
Lineage: Eukaryota; Metazoa; Arthropoda; Malacostraca; Decapoda; Nephropidae
Exons: 9
Coding region: 105-1196 (363 amino acids)
Molecular function (GO): oxidoreductase activity
Source: RefSeq, a predicted model, not a curated record